UUUGCCCAAUCAGUUCCCGCUCUGUCUCUCGCCCAUGCGCAGUGAUGGCUGCGGGAGUGGGGAGGAAGGUUCUAGAAUAUGAGGCCUUUGUCAAUGAGGUUUUAAAGAGAGACCUGCAGAAAGUUCUGGAACAGCGCGAUGAGGUCUACGAGAAGAUUGCUCAGUAUCUCGAGCUGAAGAAUGUCAUCGAGCGGCUACAGGAAUCGGAGAGCAAGGAGCUCAAGACAGAGGUGGACCUGGGCUGUAAUUUCUACGUGCAGGCCAGAGUGCCUGACGCGUCGAUGAUUUUCGUGUCCGUGGGGUACGGAUUCUUUGUGGAGCUGACGUUCCCUGAAGCACUGAGCUUUAUCGAGAGGAAGUCCCUUCAGCUGACUGAGUUGGCAGAGAAGCUGUCGAAAGACUCAGCCAAGAUUAAGGGCAACAUUCGAAUGGUGCUGGAGGCUCUCUGUGAACUCCAGGGAUUCACCGAUUUACCAGCGGAGAACAGGAGGGAGAUUUUCUGAAGGAUCCUGGCCUCAAGCAAGGGGAAGAGGAGGAGAGGCCAGAAGGCACAGCUGUCAAUGUGUAUAUGACUCUGUAAAAUAAUAGAAUGGCAGCGUAGGAGAUGCUGAGGGAACUUUGUAACUUCUGGAAUACCUCAGCUGUCUAAAUAUUUAUAAAACUCAUUUCCCCAAGUGUAAA
Carcharodon carcharias (great white shark) is the source of this 681-nucleotide messenger RNA. RefSeq names its product ubiquitously-expressed, prefoldin-like chaperone (gene uxt). Gene Ontology annotation, biological process: negative regulation of transcription by RNA polymerase II. Gene Ontology annotation, molecular function: transcription corepressor activity. Bases 45 to 503 code for a protein of 152 amino acids. Lineage: Eukaryota; Metazoa; Chordata; Chondrichthyes; Lamniformes; Lamnidae. The transcript is spliced from 6 exons. The record is from RefSeq and is a predicted model, not a curated record.